Messenger RNA from Dipodomys spectabilis (banner-tailed kangaroo rat), 702 nucleotides. It is a transcript of the gene Dnajc19, whose product is annotated as DnaJ heat shock protein family (Hsp40) member C19. Gene Ontology annotation, molecular function: ATPase activator activity. Gene Ontology annotation, biological process: protein import into mitochondrial matrix. The transcript is spliced from 6 exons. The record is from RefSeq and is a predicted model, not a curated record. NCBI's taxonomy places the organism in Eukaryota, Metazoa, Chordata, Mammalia, Rodentia, Heteromyidae. Bases 125 to 475 code for a protein of 116 amino acids. Gene Ontology annotation, cellular component: PAM complex, Tim23 associated import motor.
GUAUUCUGCCGGGCUCCUGGGACGGAGACCUAGAGGCCGCCCGGUUGUGCCUGGGGUGAAGGCCGAGGACUCUGGGCGGGGAUGAAACACGCUCCCGGUGGAGGCAGGGGAGCCGCGCGGAGCCAUGGCCAGUACAGUGGUAGCAGUUGGGCUGACCAUUGCUGCUGCAGGAUUUGCAGGCCGUUACGUUUUACAAGCCAUGAAGCAUAUGGAGCCUCAAGUAAAACAAGUUUUUCAAAGCCUACCAAAAUCUGCCUUCAGCAGUGGCUAUUACAGAGGUGGAUUUGAACCCAAAAUGACAAAACGGGAAGCAGCAUUAAUAUUAGGUGUAAGCCCUACUGCCAAUAAAGGAAAGAUAAGAGAUGCUCAUCGACGAAUUAUGCUCUUAAAUCACCCAGACAAAGGAGGAUCACCUUACAUAGCAGCCAAAAUCAAUGAAGCUAAAGAUUUACUAGAAGGUCAAGCUAAAAAAUGAAGUAAAUAUAUGAUGAAUUUUAAGUUCAUAUAAAUUUAUGCGUACCAACUUUUUAUAAUAAAAUGCCUCAAAUAAAGUUUUUAAAAAUGAUUCAGCACAAAUAAGCUAAAGCAAAGCUUUGGAAUAUUUUAUUUAGCUUGAGAACAUUACGAAUAUUAGAGUAUUUGGAGCUAGUAUUAAAUGACAGGUGUACACCACUUGAAUAUAUUUGCUUAUUUAGUAAAUAA